Messenger RNA from Candoia aspera, 2198 nucleotides. RefSeq names its product cathepsin C (gene CTSC). Lineage: Eukaryota; Metazoa; Chordata; Lepidosauria; Squamata; Candoiidae. The transcript is spliced from 7 exons. The record is from RefSeq and is a predicted model, not a curated record. The coding region runs from base 120 to 1514 and encodes 464 amino acids. Gene Ontology annotation, molecular function: cysteine-type endopeptidase activity. Gene Ontology annotation, cellular component: lysosome.
CCGAGCCCCGUUGUUCCGGUUGCUGGUUAUCGCCGGGAUAGAAGGCUGGCCAGGCGCCCGUGAACCCGGCGCGUCCCUCUGUCCUGCUGCAAUCCGCCGCCUUCGCCCUGCCCGCUGCCAUGGCGCGCUCGACCGCCUGGCUGUCCUUGCUUCUGGCCGCCCUCCUGCAGUUCGGGCCGUGCUCGGCCGACACUCCGGCCAACUGCACUUUUGAGGACCUGGAGGGCACCUGGGUGCUCCAGGUGAGGCGGGGGCAGGGGCCCUCGAGCCGGCAGAUCAAUUGUUCCGACCCGGGUCCUGUGGAGAAAAUCGUAAGAGUUCAUCUUCAGAAACUUGACGCUGCUGAGGACGAUCAAGGGAAUUAUGGCUUUUUCACCAUAAUUUACAACCAAGGCUUCGAGAUUGACUUGAAUGACUACAAAUGGUUUGCAUUUUUUAAGUAUAAAAGAGAAGGCCCUACUGUAACAAGUUACUGCAACGAGACUCUACCAGGCUGGGUGCAUGAUGUCCUGGGCCGUAACUGGGCAUGUUUCACUGGAUACAAGGUCUCAUCUUCAGGUCUCCAAGUUCAUGUACAUCAGCUGCCUCCUUGGAAAAGCUCUAGAAUAGUUCAGCAGAAGCCCCAUGUGACCAGCUACGACUUUGUGAAAGCCAUCAAUGCUGUUCAGAAAUCAUGGAGAGCAACUGCCUACAAGGAAUAUGACAGACUUACUUUAGAAGAUCUCACUCGGAGAGCCGGCGGGUUAAAUUCCAAAGUUCCAAGACAAAAACCUGCCCCUCUGACUGCUGAAAUAAUCAAAGAGGCUUCCAAACUACCAAAAUCCUGGGACUGGAGGAAUGUGGAUGGCUUUAAUUACGUCAGCCCGGUACGAAACCAAGCCUCCUGUGGCAGCUGCUAUGCAUUUGCUUCAAUGGGCAUGCUGGAAGCCAGGAUUCGUAUCCUCACCAACAAUUCUCAGACUCCAACACUGAGCCCCCAGCAAGUUGUUUCUUGCAGUGAAUACUCCCAAGGUUGUGAUGGUGGAUUCCCUUACCUUAUUGCUGGAAAAUACACACAGGAUUUUGGCAUAGUUGAGGAGGCAUGCUUUCCUUAUAAAGGCAAGGACUCCCCCUGCAUUUUUAAGAAUGAUUGUUACCACUACUACACCUCCAACUACUACUACGUUGGUGGGUUUUAUGGUGGGUGCAAUGAAGCCUUGAUGAAACUGGAGCUCGUUAAGCAUGGACCAAUGGCUAUUGCUUUUGAAGUCUAUAAUGAUUUUAUGUACUACCAAGGGGGGAUCUACCACCACACCGGUCUGAUGGACCCUUUUAACCCUUUUGAACUGACCAAUCAUGCUGUUUUGCUUGUGGGUUAUGGCAGCUGUUCACAUACUGGUGAGCAAUUCUGGAUUGUGAAGAACAGUUGGGGAACCUCUUGGGGUGAGGAAGGUUAUUUUCGGAUCCGGAGAGGCACUGAUGAAUGUGCUAUAGAAAGCAUAGCAGUGGCUGCUACACCUAUACCUAAAGUAUAGCUGUGGAAUUAUUUCAAAAGACCUUUGCCCAGAGAGCAAGAGUGUCCAUCCUGGAAGCGCAGUGGAUGAUCACAUAAUGGCAUGUGGGAAAGACCUUGAUACUGAGCAAACAGACACUGUGAAGGAAAUGGUCAGAUAAGAGUCAGCAUAGCCCUCGGCUGGAUAGUGGGUGGGAUAAGAGGCUCAGAAAAGACCCUCCCUAGUUUCUCGGACUGUAAAGGAGAUGGAGGGGUGGGGGAUUGUACUUUCAGACUUGCAAGAUUGAUGUUGACCUUGUGCGAUGAACCAGAUAGGAAUCACAACUAGAUGAGCUAAUUCUACUUUAUUGUAAAGCUACAUUGACAAAAUCUUGCAAGUCUGAAAGUACAAUCCUCCCUACCCCCACUGGUCUCCUUUACAGCCCGAGAAAUAGGGAGGGUCCCCUCUGAGCCUCUUGCCCCGCCCACUAUCCAGUUGAGGGCUAUGCUGUCUCUUGUCUGACUGUUCCCUUGGCAGCAUCUCUUUGCCCAGUCUCCCAAGGUCUUUCCCACAUACCAUUAGAGAUCAUUAUAUAUUUAGAAAAUUUAAAGACAUCGCUUUCACUGCCUAAAAUAGUGAACUUUAACAAAAACUUUCCAGACAAAUUUGUUUUGCCAUUCUUCAAAAGGUGUUAAAUGAGAGCCAUAGUGGUUAGAAGAGAAGAUC